Molecule: messenger RNA, 649 nt
Organism: Mytilus californianus (California mussel)
Lineage: Eukaryota; Metazoa; Mollusca; Bivalvia; Mytilida; Mytilidae
Product: DNA-binding transcriptional regulator BolA-like
Exons: 6
Coding region: 117-515 (132 amino acids)
Cellular component (GO): mitochondrion
Source: RefSeq, a predicted model, not a curated record
GACAUGCUGACGUUCUAGAUAAUGACAUUUAUAUAAGCCAAUGAAAUAGUGUCUUUUAAAUCUGUACCAGGUCAAAUUAUAGGUCGUCAAGGAAAUGUUGAAUAUUACUAAAUAAAAUGCUGAAAGGAAUAAGAAGGUUAUCACAGAAUUACAAAUUGAAUUUGUGUCAUAUGUCACAAAUGGCUGAAUCUGCUGUGCAGAAACCAGUGGAAAGUUCAAUUACAAAGAAAUUAACAGAAGGACUUAGACCACAGCAUUUAGAAGUUAUAAAUGAAAGUUAUAUGCACAAUGUACCUAAAGGAUCUGAAAGUCAUUUUAAAGUUGUGGUAAUAUCAGAUAUGUUUGAAGGUCAGCCACUAAUUAAGAGACAUAGAAUGAUCAAUGAAAACUUAGCAGACGAACUGCAAGGAUCUGUGCAUGCACUUUCCAUAACUGCAAAAACACCAAAACAAUGGGAAGACUCAGGUCAGGUUGUUGGUAAAUCUCCACCAUGCCAAGGAGGUUCUGGAUUGUGAUGAAGGAUGUGAUAUUUUGAAAAAAAAUAUAACAAAAUGGGGUUUAUCACACUAUAUAAACCUUUGUAUGUGACAGAUACUCAAAUAUUUAAAUAAAUGACAAAAAGAAAGAGAAUAAAAGUAUUCAUAAAUGA